This is a messenger RNA of Fragaria vesca subsp. vesca, 737 nucleotides long. RefSeq names its product AP-4 complex subunit sigma-like. The transcript is spliced from 4 exons. Lineage: Eukaryota; Viridiplantae; Streptophyta; Magnoliopsida; Rosales; Rosaceae. The record is from RefSeq and is a predicted model, not a curated record. Gene Ontology annotation, cellular component: intracellular membrane-bounded organelle. Gene Ontology annotation, biological process: vesicle-mediated transport; protein transport. The coding region runs from base 63 to 494 and encodes 143 amino acids.
GGGAGGUCGAGUUUUCUGCAGAACCAAAACAAAAACAAAAGAGAAGAGAAGAGAGAAGAGGAAUGGGGAUCAGAUUCAUAUUGAUGGUGAACAAACAAGGGCAGACCCGUCUUGCCCAAUACUACGAAUAUCUCACUCUUGAAGAAAGGCGAGCUCUUGAAGCUGAAAUCGUCCGCAAAUGCCUCGCCCGCAACGAACAACAGUGUUCAUUUGUCGAGCACAGGAAUUACAAAAUUAUUUACAGGCGGUAUGCUUCACUGUUUUUCCUUGUUGGAGUAGACAACGAUGAAAAUGAGCUUGCAAUUUUGGAAUUCAUUCAUCUUUUAGUUGAAACCAUGGACCGCCAUUUCGGCAACGUGUGUGAACUAGACAUCAUGUUCCAUUUGGAGAAGGCGCAUUUCAUGCUGGAGGAAAUGGUCAUGAAUGGGUGUAUUGUCGAGACAAGCAAGACUAACAUCCUGGCACCAAUACAGCUGAUGGACAAAACCUAUUGAAUAGAUGCCAAAUUUGGUGCUGGACCGCCUAGGGUUGCAUCGAGCUUCUUGGCGGCCAGACUUUUAUUCACUCAUGUUCCCUGUUCUGUUGUACAAUAACUGCAAAGAGAUUUGAAGUCGUUCAUAAUAUAUUCUUGGUUUAUUUUAUCACAUGAGAGAAUUCUGGUCCUUCCCUAUAUUAGACAUUUUGUACUGAAGAACUCUUAGCAUAUAAAUUAUAUUCAUGAAUCUGCAGCAGCCUUU